AAAAACGUCCAAUCAGCAUAAAUAAUUUCAAAUGACACCCAUUAAUAAGGAAAAAUGCAAAACACUCUACACACUGCUGCUAGACUACAUAUUUAUUAGUGUUGUCCCCAUACCAAUAUUUCGGUACCGGUACCAAAAUCAUUUGGGUACUUUUUUAAAUAAAGGGGACAACAAAAAAUGUCGUUAUUAGCUUUAUUUUAACAAAAAGAUGUUGAGUGUACAUGAAAUAUAUGUUUAUUAUUGCAAGUUUGGGUGUUAUGUUUUAUUUUGAAGUAUUAGUUUUAUUUUGAAGAACCGGAUGUCUGGUGCAGGAAGUGACUGCGUUUUUUUCGGAUACGUUUUCGGACUUUUGCUUAUGAGGUAAUAGUUCUUCAUUGCUCUGUGUUUCUUGUGUAAAUAUUAUUUCUAAACUCUCAUAAUACUUUAAAAGUAAGAAUAUUAAUGUUGUAGGUAUAAGUGAUGUGUUGUUUUAAGUAUUUUUUAUGCACCAUUUUGUUAAGUAAGGAUUAGAGCGUCGAAUGUUUGAAAUGUUUGGUCAUAAUUACACAUGGUAUUUACGCAGGUAUCACUCCGCCAGAAAAGUAGAGACCUGUGUAUGUGUUUCAUGUUUCCAAAACAGAUUGUCUUACCACCAGAGGAUAGUGGAUAUUGUCCCGCCCACCUUCUCGGCCCUCAUCCCGGCCAAUCCCAUCUUCAUCGACAAAUACACAGAAGAAAAGGCCUCUUCGUUGCUGGGCUAUCCCAUCUCCAUCACUGUCGGCAACGCCAUCAAGCGUCCAACGAGGAGAUCCUGACCGUCCUCAAAGACGUGCCCAACCCAAACCAGGACGACGACGAUGAAGGUGAGAGCUUCAACCCCCUGAGGGUGGAGGUAUUCUUGCAGACGCUUCUUCACCUGCCAGCCAAGUCCUUCAGCCACUCUUUCAGCGCCCUCGGAAAGUUUCACAAGAUCCUGAAGAACCUGGCGGAGAGCGACGAGGGCAAGCUGCACAUCCUCAAGGUGGUCUAUGAAGUGUGGAAGAACCACCCGCAGACGACCGCCGUUUUGGUGGACAAAAUGAUCCGGACGCAGAUGGUGGACUGCGCCGCCGUGGCCAACUGGCUCUUCUCCCAGGACAUGGCUCACGAGUUCACCAGACUUUACAUUUGGGAGAUCCUGCACUCCACCAUCCGGAAGAUGAACAAACAUGUCCAGAAGAUCCCGAAGGAGCUUGAGGAGGCCGAGGACAAGCUGGAAAAACAGCAACAUAAGAGGGUAGGUCAUCUUUUCCCUCCUCGUCGCACUCAUGCUUGUGGUGUUGUACGGCGAAAGCCACUUAUUGUAUCCUGUGGUGCACCCCAGGGGUCAAUCCCGGGACCAAAAUGAUUCAAUUCAUAUAUUUAACGACAUCUGUAUUGCCUCAAACUAAUACAGUAUACAGAUGACUGCAUUGUGCUCAGGGGAAAACACAGCAAGUCAUGAAAACAAUUACUGUAGAAUAUAAACAAACAGAUUAUCUUUGAAUUUAAGCAAAGCCAAAGUUAUUUUAUUGGGAAACACGCACAGUCGAGCAGGGCAAAUUCCCUGUGUGUUAAACAUACUUGGCCAAUGAUUCUCAUUCUGUAAAGAUACUUCAACGUAAAUAGGUGGCUCAGAUCAGGGGUGCCCCAAGCGAAUUGUAUUCAUAUAGCGCUUUCCUCUAGAGACUCUUUUAAAUAGUGAACCCCGUUAUCUACAUAUUUGAGAUACAUUUAAACCAGUGUGGGAGGCGCUGGGUAAAGUGUCUUGCCCAAGGACACAACGGCAGCGGGGCUCAAACCUGAAACCCUUCAAGUUGGUGGCACGGCCGCUCUACCAACCGAGUCAUGCCGCCACAACAAGUGGGGCCCAUGGACCUAUAUAUGGGUCCUUUAGUCAUUAAAUUGAGGUUAUUUGUGUUUCACACUUAAAAUGAGAGUGGCCUGAUCCUAAACUGACAUCGAAUAUCUGUGUGUUAUCAGCCAUAAAACAAGUAUCGGAUCAUAUCAGUUUGCUUGUAAAAUGUCCGAUACAAACAGUCCUGCAGAGUGUUUACGCGCGCAAAGCUGGCCAACUAUUUAACAUCUAAAUGUCCUCUAAUAAGCACACAAGGUUGGUCUUUUUUUCUAUUGAAGUCAGGUCAUUUAGAAGAAGUAAACAUGCGAGGCUAUAAGCUACGAGGAGAUAGCAGCUACAAAACAGUGAAGCCCACAAUAGCACACAAUACUCGGAUGACAGGGGAAGCAAAACUAGAACAGUGCAUUACAUGUUCAUAACAUGGUCACUACUGCCUACUUUCUUUUGUUAUAUUCUUCUUUUACUGUUAUAUUCUUAUUCUCAUUGUUGCUUUUUAUUUGUAUUCUUAUUGUAAUAGUUUUGGAUUUUCUUUCCAUUUAUACCCCCAUUAUUUGCUUUUUACUUUUUAAAUUCAAUCUCAAUUCUGUACACUGCUGUUGGAAUUUUAAUUUUCCUGAGGAACUCUCCUCAAAGAAUCAAUAAAGUACUGUCCAUCUAUCUACAAGCCAGACAUACGUCGUAAAUGUCCUUGAUUGAUCAAUAUUGCAGUGUAAAAUGACACAUUUUUCAAUAUAAGCAAGUAUCAAAUAAUUCUAGUUGCAUUUUACUUACACAUACAACAUUGCCAAAGCAGAAGUGAGUUAGCAAGUAUCCAGUAACAAUCAUGUCCGCAUCAUUGAACUAAUUGCAUCAUAAGCUUGACUUCACCAAUUAUUGUGACCAAUAAGUGUCGCUAAAAAACAAUAACCACUCUACUUAAAAGACCGUAUAAGUCCAUACCGGACGGUUAAUAAUAAAUAGGUUAGUGUUUUUUAUACCUACCAUUGUUCUCUUUUUACUUCAUUGCACUACAUCAUUCCACAAUACA
This is a messenger RNA of Nerophis ophidion (straightnose pipefish), 2882 nucleotides long. RefSeq names its product nuclear cap-binding protein subunit 1-like. Gene Ontology annotation, molecular function: mRNA binding; RNA cap binding. Bases 548 to 1366 code for a protein of 272 amino acids. Gene Ontology annotation, biological process: nuclear-transcribed mRNA catabolic process, nonsense-mediated decay; regulation of mRNA processing; mRNA export from nucleus. The record is from RefSeq and is a predicted model, not a curated record. NCBI's taxonomy places the organism in Eukaryota, Metazoa, Chordata, Actinopteri, Syngnathiformes, Syngnathidae. The transcript has 7 exons. Gene Ontology annotation, cellular component: nuclear cap binding complex; nucleus.